This is a messenger RNA of Saccoglossus kowalevskii, 5213 nucleotides long. Its product is annotated as DNA topoisomerase 2-alpha. NCBI's taxonomy places the organism in Eukaryota, Metazoa, Hemichordata, Enteropneusta, Harrimaniidae. The record is from RefSeq and is a predicted model, not a curated record. Gene Ontology annotation, cellular component: nucleus. Gene Ontology annotation, biological process: sister chromatid segregation; resolution of meiotic recombination intermediates; DNA topological change. Gene Ontology annotation, molecular function: ATP binding; DNA topoisomerase type II (double strand cut, ATP-hydrolyzing) activity; DNA binding.
AUUUUGGCGGGUUUUAUUUUGGUUAAUUUGUUGCACUUCAAAUUUGAAUCGUCUCGCUGGGAAGCCAUAACCCUUUAUCGCUGGGGGUUUAGUAUCAAACGUUUUAGAGGUUUUGAGUUUUCUAAAACGGGUUUUUAACGAUCUGGGUGACAAUACUUAAAAAAACAAGGUUCAACUUCUAUAAAAAAAGCGGAUUUCAUCUUCAAGUUGUCGCUGUUCGUACAUCGGCAAUUGAUCAAAAUGGACGACCAUAGCCCGUUGAAGACGCUGUUUGAUAGUAUGAACAAAAAGGCAGCAGCAAAUGACAAGGAAGCCGGGGAUGUCCCUCCACCUAAGAAGAAACCGGGAAAACGUCUUUCUGUUGAACGUAUUUACCAGAAAAAAACACAGUUGGAGCACAUCUUGCUCCGUCCAGACACUUACAUUGGUUCAGUUGAACCGCUGACGCAGAACAUGUGGGUUUUUGACAAUGAUAUUGGCGACAAUGGCGGAUUAUGUUACAGGGAGAUUACUUUUGUUCCUGGUCUCUAUAAAAUCUUUGAUGAAAUUUUGGUAAAUGCUGCUGACAAUAAGCAACGUGAUGCCAAGAUGGACUGCAUCAAAAUUACUAUUGAUCCUGACAAUAAUCAAAUAAGUGUUUGGAAUAAUGGUAAAGGUAUUCCCGUUGUGGAACAUCAAACUGAGAAGGUUUUUGUACCGACAUUGAUUUUUGGUCAUUUGUUGACAUCUAGUAACUAUAACGAUGAUGAACGAAAAGUUACAGGUGGUCGUAAUGGAUAUGGUGCUAAAUUGUGUAAUAUUUUUAGUUCAAAGUUCACAGUGACAACUGCGUCAAUGGAAUACCACAAACAAUUCAAACAGGUCUGGAAGAAUAACAUGGAUAAAGCAAGUGAGCCUGCCAUCAAAUCGUUUGAUGGUAAAGAUUUUACUGAAGUCAGUUUCCAGCCUGAUCUCUCCAAAUUUAAAAUGGAAAAACUUGACAAAGAUACAGUUGCACUGCUUACAAGACGUGCCUAUGACAUUGCUGGCAUUAACAAAGGUGUGAAGGUGUAUUUAAAUGGAAAACGGCUGCCGGUGAAGUCAUUCAAAGACUAUGUUGACUUGUACGUAAAGGAUAAAACUGAUGAAAACGAUCAGCCAUUAAAAGUGGUCCAUGAGAUUUGCAACGAGCGCUGGGAAGUGUGUAUCACAUUGAGUGAAAAGGGGUUCAACCAAGUUAGCUUUGUAAAUAGUAUUGCUACAACCAAGGGUGGCCGUCAUGUUGACUACGUUGUAGAUCGCAUUGUGGAAAAAGUCAUUGAUGUCGUGAAGAAAAAGAAUAAAGGCGGUAUCAACAUCAGACCUUUUCAGAUCAAGAACCAUAUUUGGGUGUUUGUAAACUGUUUGGUAGAGAAUCCCACAUUUGACUCGCAGACAAAGGAAAAUAUGACACUACAGGUCAAGAAGUUUGGAUCAGUGUGUAAAUUGAGUGACAAAUUCAUCAAACAAACUUUGACAUGCGGAAUUGUUGAAAGUAUCAUGAACUGGGUGAAAUUUAAAGCACAGAAUCUUCUCAACAAAAAAUGCAGUGCUGCCAAACAUUCCAAACUAAGAGGUAUUCCUAAACUGGACGAUGCCAACGAUGCCGGGACAAAGAACUCCAAGGACUGUACUUUAAUCUUGACAGAGGGAGACUCAGCCAAGACUUUGGCUGUUAGUGGAUUGUCUAUAGUUGGGAGAGACAAGUACGGUGUAUUCCCGCUUCGUGGUAAACUCCUCAAUGUCCGAGAAGCCACGCAUAAACAGAUAAUGGAGAAUGCUGAGAUAAAUAACGUAAUUAAAAUCAUGGGACUGCAGUACAAAAAAUCUUAUGAUUCAGAUGACGCGUUGAAAACUCUCCGAUACGGUAAACUGAUGAUCAUGACAGAUCAGGACCAGGAUGGCUCUCAUAUUAAAGGAUUACUGGUCAACUUUAUCCAUCAUAAUUGGCCAAGUCUACUCAAACAUAAGUUUUUAGAAGAAUUUAUCACACCAAUUGUCAAGGCCACCAAAGGCAAAGAGGUGUUUACAUUCUAUAGUUUACCAGAGUUUGAAGAAUGGAAGAAAGAAACCCCCAACCAUCAUACAUGGAGAGUAAAGUACUACAAAGGUUUGGGUACCAGCACCAACAAGGAGGCGAAGGAGUAUUUUAGUGAUAUGGUUCGUCAUCGGAUACCAUUUAAAUACGUUGGCCCUCAAGAUGAUGCUGCGAUCACCCUUGCCUUUUCCAAGAAGAAGACUGACGAACGGAAAGAGUGGCUAACUGAUUGGUUAGGGGAGAGAAAGAAACGACGUGAAGAUGGUUUGUCAGAUUUGUACCUGUAUAACAAGGACACAAGGUAUAUCUCGUACAAUGACUUUGUCAAUAAAGAAUUGGUCUUGUUUUCAAACAUGGACAACGAGAGAUCUAUUCCCUCGAUGGUGGAUGGAUUAAAGCCUGGUCAGAGAAAAGUCUUGUUCACUUGCUUCAAAAGGAAUGAUAAAAGAGAAGUUAAGGUGGCUCAGCUCGCUGGUUCAGUGGCAGAACACUCUGCUUAUCAUCACGGUGAGGCUUCAUUGAUGGGAACAAUUAUAAAUUUGGCGCAGAAUUUUGUUGGGAGUAACAACUUGAACUUACUCCAGCCCAUUGGUCAAUUUGGUACAAGGCUACAUGGUGGUAAAGAUGCUGCUAGCCCCAGAUACAUCUUUACCAUGCUCAGUCCAUUGGCUCGUCUACUUAUGCCUGCUAGUGAUGAUCCUAAUUUGACGCAAUUAUUUGAUGACAACCAACGUAUUGAACCGGAAUGGUACUGUCCAAUCAUUCCAAUGGUGCUAGUCAAUGGAGCAGAAGGCAUUGGUACGGGAUGGAGUACAAAAAUUGCCAAUUAUGAUGUCCGGGAAAUCGUUGCUAAUAUCAGAUUGAUGAUAGAUGGGGAAGAACCACUGCCAAUGCUGCCAUCUUACAAGGGUUACAAGGGUGCUAUUGAGGAAAUUGAAGCUAAUCGUUAUGCUUGCAGUGGUGAGAUAGCAAUUGUUGAUAACAACACGCUGGAAAUUACCGAACUCCCAGUUCGAGUGUGGACGCAGGUUUACAAAGAGACUGUGUUAGAACCUAUGCUUCAUGGGAGCGAAAAAGUACAACCAUUAAUCACAGACUACAAGGAGUAUCAUACAGAUACAACGGUGAAAAUUGUGGUCAAGAUGUCUGAUGAGAAGUUACUAAAAGCAGAGGAACAAGGGCUACAUAAAGUGUUCAAACUACAGAAUACCAUUUCUGUAACAAAUAGUGUUUUAUUUGAUUCACAUGGAUGUAUUAAAAAGUAUGACGACAUAAUGGAGAUCCUGAAAGAAUUCUUCGAACUGCGACUUGAGAGAUAUCGUAUCCGUAAAGAAUAUCUAGAAGGCCUGCUAGCUGCGGAGUCAAAUAAACUUGACAAUCAAGCUAGAUUUAUUCUUGAGAAGAUUGAAAACAAGAUUGUCAUCGAGAACAAAUCCAAACGUGAUCUCAUCUCCAUGCUGGUUCAGAGAGGUUACGACUCUGAUCCCAUUAAGGCUUGGAAGGAAUCCCAGAAUAGAAAUAAUGAAGAUGAAGACAGUGAUACCGACAGCAUGUACUCAUCGGCUACUGGCGGUGGACCAGAUUUUAAUUACUUGUUGGGUAUGGCGUUGUGGAGCCUCUCUAAAGAGAGGAAGGAUGAAUUGCUGAAGAAUAGAGAUACCAAGGCUGCUGAAUUGGAAGUACUACGUGAUAAAACUCCUUCUGAUCUCUGGAUUGAAGAUUUGGAUGCAUUCAGUGCAAAACUAGAAGAAGUAGAAGCUCAGGAAAAGGAAGAUGAAUUGAUAGGUGGGGCUAUAGCUGCCAAACAGAAGGGAAAACGCAAGAAGUUUGUGCAGCAGGAAACGCGCCCAUCCCCCAUGGGGAGAAGAGUCGUACCACAUAUUGAUCCCAGUCUUAAGAAGGGAGAUGCUGGUAAAGGACGUGGUAGAAAGAAAAUCAAAUCUGAAGAUGACAAAUCUGAAGUCAAGAUUAACAACGAUGAGACUUCUCUGGAAAGCAGCCAGCCACUGAGUUUGGCUGAAAGACUUGCCAAGAAAGGCAAAGCAAAUACUCUUGGUGCUAGUAAGCCAGCCAAGAAACAAUCCACUCUUAGCUUCAAGCCUGCUGCCAAGAAAAAAUCUAAGAAAAAUCCUUGGGAAUCUGACUCUGACGAGGAAAGCAGUGUUUCGGAUCUUGAUUCAGAUAUGGAUUUCCAACCUGUAAUACCGCGUGAAACCACUUCAAAGAGAACAGCUGCUGCUAAAGUCAAAAAGUAUACGUUCAGUGACGACGACAACAGUUCCAAAAUCAGUGAAGAACCAAAGUUUUUGGACGAUGAUGACAACGAUGUCACUGCCGGUGUUCCCAAUGGAGCUGUAUCUGAUGAUUCUUUUCGUGUGGCAUCAGAUUCUGAUGACAGUUUUGGUCCCGAGCCUGUUCAGAAAAAGUACUCAUUUGAUACUUCUGGUUCCGAGCAAGAGAAUGUCCCAGUAAAACCGAAGCAACCAAGCAAAUCAAAGAAACCGCCCUCAGUGGUAGAAUUGGAUAGUGAUUCUAGCUUGCCCGAGAAGCCAAAGGCGAAACCUGCACCGGCAAAGAAAAAAACACUUGGGAAGAAGCCAGUGGCUGUUGGUUCUAAAAAAGAAACGAAAACCCAGCCGAGUAUAGUUGCUGCUAUGUCUAAACAGAAGACCUCAAAGCGGAAGAAGAACUCGGAUUCCGAUGAUUCUGAAUUGAGUAAACCGAAAAAGAAAGCUGCUCCAAAGAAAAAAGUUGUUACACUUGAUUCAGAUUCCGACUCCGACAUGGAUAUUGCACCUGCCCUUCCAUCGAGAAAGAUCGCAUCUGAUUCGGACUCAGAUGAAUUUGUCCCCAAAAAGGUCACAAAAAAGCCUGCUGCUUCGAAGGCAAAAGCCAAGCCUGCAGCUAAAAAGAAAGCUCCCAAAUGGGAUGACUCAGAUGAAGAGGACUAUUCCCCAGUGAAAGCGAAACCAAAAGCGAAAGCCAAGAAGAGUAAAAAAGUUGAUGAUAGCUUUAUGAUUGAUGAUUCAGAUGAUAGUUUUCAUGCACCACCACCGAGAGAGCGUGCAGGAAGAGCCAGAGCUGCCGUCAAAUACAACUUUGGUGACGACGAUGAGGAUGAUAGCGACUUCUAAGACCUUGAAACGGGGGGGGGGGG